AUGGAUCCAGAGCAUUGUGAGUUUCUUGCUGAGGAUGUGAUGAUUCAGAUUGUACCUCGUAGAAAUGAGCCUGUUUUGCACCUCGUAUGUGGCGAUAUCGGGCCGUUUGAAGCGGGAAUUCCAGUCGAGGUUCCUCUAUGGUUGGCUGUUGACCUCCGGCGGAAGCAUUACUGCGAAAUAGUGCCUCCUAGCUGGUUCAACCUGGACGAAUUGAAGCGGCUUGUUGCUAUAGAAGGGGAAACUGAAGGUCUUUCACGCCUUCCUUUGUUCAUCUUUGAAAUCGCUAAUAUACUAGUACGAGCCGCUAAGGAAGAUAUUACUGAUGGUGAUCAAAUAAAAGUUCUUAUACAAGAUCUAUGGGAUAAGCGCGAGGCAAAGCUGCGAACGUCUUCACUAAAACUUCUCUCACAGCAUACUCAUGCGCAUGUACGACUGGAUUCUGUGCAACCUUUGGAAGUAACAUCAAUCAGGCCAAAUCUUUCUGCUUGUAAGCAAAUAGCCAGACUUGUUCGUAACUCUCACAGUGUUCAACCCGACUAA
Molecule: messenger RNA, 540 nt
Organism: Necator americanus (New World hookworm)
Lineage: Eukaryota; Metazoa; Nematoda; Chromadorea; Rhabditida; Ancylostomatidae
Exons: 5
Coding region: 1-540 (179 amino acids)
Biological process (GO): DNA replication; double-strand break repair via break-induced replication
Cellular component (GO): GINS complex; nucleus
Source: RefSeq, a predicted model, not a curated record